AUGAUUCAGGGUGUGAUCCCUGGAAAAAUUGCUCGGGACAGCAACUUAAGGACACUUGACUUCAGUCGGAAUCGAUUUGAAGGGACAUUGCCACGAUCCUUGCUUCAAUGUAAAAGUUUGGAAGUUUUGGAUCUCAGCAACAACAGAACGGAGGAUACGUUCCCUGAUUGGUUGGAAACGCUUCCCAAGCUACAAGUCCUUGUUUUGAGGUCCAACAAGUUCCAUGGCUUUGUGAGGAGUCCUAGAGCAGCUCGCCCAUUUCCUGAAUUGCGCAUUUUUGACCUGUCCAACAACAAUUUCAGCGGUCCGUUACCUGUUAGAUAUAUUAUGAAGCUCACUUGCCAUGAUGAAUCGGGAAAAAGGGUGGGGAAAGCUGCAGUCCAUGGGAGUCUUGGGUUAUCAAGAUUCAGUCAUUGUGACCAUGAAAGGACUAGAGACACGUCUGGCUAUAUUCCUCCAUCUACUGGGAACUUGACCGAUCUUGAAUGGCUAGACCUCUCUUCAAACAAGUUCAUCGGAAGGAUUCCUCAAGAACUAGUGGAUUUGACAUCUCUUGCAUUCUUGAACCUCUUGGAGAAUCGGCUCAUCGGACUUAUUCCCCGAGGACCACAAUUCAACACAUUCAAGAAUGACUUGUUCGCCGAGAAUCCUGGAUUAUGCGGAUUUCCAUUGCCAAAGACAUGCAAGAACAGUUCACGGGAAACUCCAUCAGAAACCAUCAUGCAGGAGAAUGAUACAAAGCAUGGAGGCUGGUUUGAGUGGAGAACCAUAUUGAUGGGUUAUGGGUGUGGAACUGUGGUUGGAAUCACUCUAGGAUAUGUCCUUAUCGAUUCCAAGAAACUCGAAUGGCUUGCGAGAUCGUUUGACAGGAAAGGAGCUAAAAUGAGAAGGAAGUCGAGGAGGAAUGCUCGAAGAUCUUACCAAAGAUGA
Messenger RNA from Rhodamnia argentea, 930 nucleotides. RefSeq names its product receptor-like protein 49. The record is from RefSeq and is a predicted model, not a curated record. Gene Ontology annotation, molecular function: protein binding. Lineage: Eukaryota; Viridiplantae; Streptophyta; Magnoliopsida; Myrtales; Myrtaceae. The transcript is spliced from 2 exons. The coding region runs from base 1 to 930 and encodes 309 amino acids.